AUGGCCCAAGGCGACCACGACCUCAACUGUCUCAACAUCGACGACCUGGAAAAACUAGCCUACACCCGCAUGGACAAAAUGACCCGCGACUACUACAAUGAAGGCGCCGACUCCGGCUCGACACUGCUCGAGAACCUCAAAGCAUACGAGAAAUACCGUAUCCGUCCCCGCGUCCUCCGCGACGUGAGUAUAAUAGUCACCACUACCACGAUCUUCGGCCACAAGAACGCUGUACCCAUCGGUGUAGCGCCGACGGCGAUGCAGAGGCUAGCUCACUCGGAUGGGGAAUUGGCUACUGCUAGGGCGUGUAAGAAGAAGGGUAUUGCGAUGGGGUUGUCCAGUUUUGCUACGACGAGUUUAGAGGAUGUGGCGAAGGAAUGUGAUGGGGUGGUGCCGAAUGUGCUGCAGCUUUACCUGUUUGAGGAGCGGGCGCAUAGUAAGAAAUUGAUUGCGAGAGCGAAGAAAGCAGGAUUUAAGGCGGUGUUUUUGACGGUCGAUACACCGUAUUUGGGCAGGAGGAAUGCGGAGAUUAAAAAUCAGUUCAAACUGCCUUCGCACUUCAAGAUAGAGAAUUUCGCUUGCGAGGAGGACGAUGAGGAGCAGGGUGCGGAUGGCGGGAACCCGCGCACUGACAAUCUGCCAGCUAAUACGUCGGCGAAGAGGAAGGCGAAGAAGGGUUCGAAAGCAGGCUACACAGACGGCGAGUCUCGCGUCCUACCCACAGGCCCCAUAACCUUCCACACCCACGCCGCGAACCCGACUCUUAGCUGGGAGAAAGACAUUGAGUGGCUGAAGCAGGAAUGCUGUCCCGAGAUGGAAGUCUGGGUCAAAGGCAUCGCGACGGCCGAAGACGCUAUACUAGCCCUUCACCAUCAAGUGCGAGGGAUCGUGGUGAGUAACCACGGUGGACGCCAGCUCAAUGGCGCUCUAGCUACCCUUGACGCACUUCCCGAGGUCGUGGAGGCGAUUCAGGGCAAGAUUCCCGUACAUGUUGAUGGUGGGAUAAGGCAUGGGACGGAUGUAUUCAAGGCGCUUGCGUUAGGGGCGGAUUUCGUUUGGGUUGGACGGCCAGCGUUGUGGGGGUUGGCUUAUAAGGGCCAGGAGGGCGUGGAGUUGAUGUUGAAGUUGUUGAGUGAGGAGUUCAGACUCUGUAUGGCCUUGGCUGGGGUGACGAAGGUGCAGGACAUUGCGAAGGAGUAUUUGGUGAAGAUCGAUAAGAGCGGGUUUGUGUCUAAGUUGUGA
Recurvomyces mirabilis is the source of this 1242-nucleotide messenger RNA. RefSeq lists its product as uncharacterized. Lineage: Eukaryota; Fungi; Ascomycota; Dothideomycetes; Mycosphaerellales; Teratosphaeriaceae. Gene Ontology annotation, molecular function: FMN binding; oxidoreductase activity. The record is from RefSeq and is a predicted model, not a curated record. The transcript is spliced from 2 exons. Bases 1 to 1242 code for a protein of 413 amino acids.